GCACCUUCCUCACCACCUCCCCCCUAUCACAUUCUCCUCCUCUGCGGCCUAUCAAAACUCUUCCCAUGGAGUUUUUUGGGCUCUUCAUGUUUGCGCUUCUCACCACUUUUAAAGCAGCCAAUGCAGACGCUAGCUACAGCAGUGGCUGGACAAAUGCUCAUGCAACCUUCUAUGGUGGUAGUGAUGCUUCUGGAACAAUGGGAGGUGCUUGUGGCUACGGAAAUCUAUACAGCCAAGGGUACGGGACGAACACGGCGGCGCUGAGCACUGCUCUAUUCAACAGCGGGCAGAGCUGCGGGGCGUGCUUCGAGAUAACGUGCGCCGGCGGCAGCAGCUGGUGUCUGUCGGGGUCGAUCAUCGUCACCGCCACCAACUUCUGCCCCCCCAACUACGCCCUCGCGAACGACGACGGCGGGUGGUGCAACCCCCCCCUGCAGCACUUCGAUCUCUCACAGCCCGUCUUCCAGCAGAUCGCGCAGUAUCGCGCCGGCAUCGUCCCCGUCCAAUACAGAAGGGUGUCAUGCGUAAAGCCCGGAGGGAUCCGGUUCACGAUCAACGGGCACGACUACUUCAAUCUGGUGCUGAUCACGAACGUAGGGGGGGCGGGGGACGUGGCGUCGGUGUCGAUCAAGGGGUCGAGCACCGGCUGGCAGGCGAUGAGCCGGAACUGGGGCGCGAACUGGCAGAGCAACAGCUACCUGACUGGACAAGCCCUCUCCUUCAUGGUGACCACCAGCGACGGCCGGACCGUCACGUCAAUGGACGCCGCCCCCGCAGGCUGGAGCUUCGGGCAGACCUUCUCCGGAGGGCAAUUCUGAGUGUCAGUGACUCGGAGUGCUAGUCUGACGGAUGCGCAAAAGUAUACUGCGUUGUCGCGAAUUUGGGGCUUCUCUUUUCGAAUUAGCCCUGGAUGAUGGUAGUUUCUUUUUUCUUUUUCUUUUUUUCUUUGCGAUUUGCGAGGAGAGAGGGCUGAGGUGAGCACAAUGCCGGUCACCCGCCGAUGAAUGACUCUCGUUCCGUUUACUUCUCUGUAAAAUCUAAGUGAUCGUUGUAAUCGGCUUUCUAGCUGAAAUAUUUCGUGAGAACUAAUAGAGAUAUAUUUUUUUAGAAA
Ananas comosus (pineapple) is the source of this 1111-nucleotide messenger RNA. Its product is annotated as expansin-A10-like. The coding region runs from base 66 to 818 and encodes 250 amino acids. The transcript is spliced from 3 exons. Gene Ontology annotation, biological process: plant-type cell wall organization. The record is from RefSeq and is a predicted model, not a curated record. Gene Ontology annotation, cellular component: extracellular region. Lineage: Eukaryota; Viridiplantae; Streptophyta; Magnoliopsida; Poales; Bromeliaceae.